Astyanax mexicanus (Mexican tetra) is the source of this 1859-nucleotide messenger RNA. It is a transcript of the gene cbx7b, whose product is annotated as chromobox homolog 7b. Bases 279 to 944 code for a protein of 221 amino acids. NCBI's taxonomy places the organism in Eukaryota, Metazoa, Chordata, Actinopteri, Characiformes, Acestrorhamphidae. The record is from RefSeq and is a predicted model, not a curated record. Gene Ontology annotation, biological process: negative regulation of transcription by RNA polymerase II. The transcript is spliced from 6 exons. Gene Ontology annotation, cellular component: PRC1 complex.
CUCGGCCGCGUGGUGGCGCAGCGUGCUGCAGAUGUGUCGCAGAUUUUAAAAGUCCCUGUAGUCAGAAAGAGCUAGUAGGAGGAAAUGUAAAGAGGGAAAAACAGAAAAGCUUCCGAAACUGAAGCUGAAAACGAGCCUGCGGAGCUCAGGAGCAGCGUGACCACAGGAGGGGAAGAGCGGCGGACUGUCGAAUCCUACAGUUACUUUAGAGGAAGGAGCAGGAGCUUCUAACGCACACGCGCGCGCAGGGCUACUGCGUUAUUCCGCUCAGAGCCCAUAUGGAACUGUCAGCUAUCGGGGAACAAGUGUUCGCUGUGGAGUCGAUCAUAAAGAAGAGAGUGAGGAAGGGGAAUGUGGAAUAUUUACUUAAGUGGAAGGGUUGGCCCCCAAAAUACAGCACCUGGGAGCCUGCAGAGCACAUCCUAGACCCUCGGCUUGUUCUGGCUUAUGAAGAGAAAGAACACCGGGACAGAGCUGUAGGCUGGCGUAAGAGAGGACCCAAACAAAAAAGGCUUCUAGUGCAGAACUUUUAUACCAUGGACCUCCGCAGCGCUCAUAAAGCUGCGGAGAAGUCACCAGAACGUCUGCGGCUCUCUCUUACUCGCUCACUUGAUCCACAGAUCGAACACGUGCACAAGAGGAAACGGAGAAGCUCCAGAGAUCCGUCAGUGGAAGACUGGGAAGGGAGGGAUGUAGAUGAUGAGGAUGAAGAUGAGGUCUAUGCUAGAGAAGAGGAGACAGAGACUGACAGGGCCACUCCGAACAGUAAUGAUGGGACAGAGGGCUGGAAUUUAAUAACUCCAAAAGCAUGUAAGGAAUGGAGGCCAGUGUUAGGUCCAGAAGAUGUAACUGUGACAGAUGUCACCAUCAAUUCGCUGACGGUUACUUUUAAAGAGGCAGUGGUUGCAAAAGGCUUUUUCAGAAGCUGGGAACUGGAGUUCUAAUACUGUACUGAGACUUGGGGAGGAGUGAAGAUGGUGUGAGAGGAAGAGUUGGAGAGAGUUGGUGGUACGUGAGAAUUUGAUCAAAUGCACUAUGUUGGAAUGUUUUGACGUAAUUCACUCUACUGCAUGGCAUUCGUUAACAUUUCAAAGUAGAUUCAUAAUUAGCACAGGAAACAACCUCAGCAUGGAGAUUAAUUAUUCAUGCUGUCUUUAACUUGAGGAGGACUUCUCUAUUUAACAACAUAGUUUUAGUCUUCAAAGCCUGUAACAGUGAUUACAGUGGAAGUAGAAGAGAUAAUAAAAGUUGCACUCUAAUAGUACUGCUACUUAUCUAAAUACUGGUAAGUUCAAUACUAUUUUAUUUAUCUAUAUAUAAUAUUUUUAAGCAUAAUGUGGCCUCAAUGUACACAUUUAGACUGACUGUGGGAGACCAAAGUGAUUCAGUGUGAAUGAUUCAGUGUGUUUUAAUUGAUAUGAAGCUUCAGGUGUAUACAGGAACAUUAUUAUGUGCUGUGCAUACCCAAUGGAAUAUUAGUGUAAUGGUGUAUUAGCCGAGUCUGAAUCUUUGCCCUAUUACCCAUAUAGUGCACUAAUCAAAACAUUUUGUUCUUCCAUUUUGUAGCUGUGUCUGAGAUUAGAUGCUGAAAUUUAGCAUACUGUGACAAUCGCGACAGUGCGUUUUAAUAUAGAGUAAACAAACAGUCCAGGAGCCAUUUUACAGAGAGUAUGCCCACUUCUUAUUUCCACUGUUAUAUCAGAAAAGACUGCAAAAUUCUAGAGAGAGUCCACAAGUAAGAAUUGAGUGAAUGGGGAUGAAAGGAGCUAAAUGGAUUAACUUAAAUUGAAAAUAGUGUCUGCUUAUUUUUCUAUAAUUUUAGAAAGUACAAUAAAGUAUUUACAUUAUAUCCAAUUUUU